AUGCACGUUUUCUUUCAUUUUGUAGAACUUUUCAUAUUCUCCUCAAAACUUCCUCAUUUAUCACAUAAUCUAUCUAUCAAUCUAUCUAUCUAUCUAUCUAUCUAUCUAUCUAUCUAUCUAUCUAUCUAUCUAUCUAUCUAUUUCAAUUUUUCAUAUUCUCUGUCUAUCCCUCACUCACUUUCUCUCUCUAUAGAUAUAUCAUUCUAUUCAUAUCUAUCUAUCUAUCUAUCUAUCUAUCUAUCUAUCUAUCUAUCUAUCUAUCUAAACAUUCGUCAAUCAAACUACAUCUUUCUAACCUUAACCUUUCAUUCCCUACCUCCAUCAAUCCAUUUCUAUCUAUCUAUCUAUCUAUCUAUCUAUCUAUCUAUCUAUCUAUCAGUUUGUCUAGUCCUCCAUCCAUCUAUCUAUCUAUCUAUCUAUCUAUCUAUCUAUCUAUCUAUCUAUCUAUCAGUUUGUCUAGUCCUCCAUCCAUCUAUCUAUCUAUCUAUCUAUCUAUCUAUCUAUCUAUCUAUCUAUCUAUCAGUUCCUCCAUCCAUCUAUCUAUCUAUCUAUCUAUCUACCUAUCUAUCUAUCUAUCUAUCUAUCUAUCUAUCUAUCUAUCUAUCUAUCUAUCAGUGUAAUCAUAGCUAUCUAUCGGUCUAUCUCCCUCUACUAAUCUUUCUCAACAUAUUUCUCAUUUUAAUCAUCUUAAUCAUUUCUAUCUAUCUAUCUAUCUAUCUAUCUAUCUAUCUAUCUAUCUAUCUAUCUAUCUAUCUAUCAGUGUAA
Messenger RNA from Acanthosepion pharaonis, 765 nucleotides. Lineage: Eukaryota; Metazoa; Mollusca; Cephalopoda; Sepiida; Sepiidae. The record is from the annotation of a GenBank genome assembly.